GGGUAAAAAACUUAUAAUAUUAGCAUGGUACUCUCAGUUGACUCUCAAUCACUUCUCCAGUGCCUCGUAUGAUUAAACAAACAAGAAAAUGUAACGGAACGUACACGUGAACGCAUUUUGAAUAUGUCUUUGUUUUGAACGCACUUUUUUUUCUUGCUGUCAGUGCCAAUGUCAUUUUUAGUAAUUUUAGGAUUUUUAGGUGACAUCUUGCUUUGCUGUAUUGCAUUGCCUGCAACGUUAAGCGUAUUUUUAAAUCGAUAUUUUGUACAGUUAUUGCAAUUCAAACGUUAUCUAACUGCAGUAAAGUAAUAUAAAUAAUAAUUAAGUGUUAUAAAAAUAACAUUGCUGAAAGAGAACAACAAAGUUAAAGCGCAUUACCCUUAAAAACUUAUUAGUUAGGUUAUGUUUUGAUUUCGCACACGUGAAUUUAAAUUUAAAAAAUGUCUGAAGAAGACAGUAACGUUAACUCCAAUACCAAGUACAAGGACGGUGUCAAUAGAAACGCCAGGCUGAUCGUCCGAAACAUAUCGUUUAAAGCUACGGAGGAAUCUCUGAAGGAACACUUUGCGUCUUAUGGAACUGUUGAAGAGGUGAAACUGUUGAAAAAACCCGAUGGCAAGCUGGUGGGUUGCGGCUUCGUGCACUUUACACAUGUACCUCAAGCUAAUAAAGCUAUAGCAGCCACAAAUAAGAAGCCUUUUCUUGGUCGACCGAUCUUCGUUUCGUGGGCUGUUUCAAAAGACAAAUACACAGAACAGAGACAGGACACUGAGAAAGGGCCCAAGAAGAGAUUGAACAGUGGAGCAUCAGCAGAUGACAGUAAGGAUGAUAUCCAAGAAAUAAAACCUGAAGACUCAAAACCAAAGAAGAAUGAACCAAGAAUAAACCGCAAUGCCCGCCUCAUCAUCAGGAAUGUCUCUUUUAAGGCCACCGAAGAGUCGCUCCGGGAGCACUUUGAGCCCUAUGGCACUAUUCAUGAGGUCAAACUGCUAAAGAAACCGGACGGGAAGCUGGUGGGUUGUGCGUUUGUGCAUUUCAAGAAUGUACCAAUGGCUAAGAAGGCUCUGUUGAAUACUAACAUGAAGCCCUACUUAGGUCGGCCGAUCUCCGUGGAUUGGGCGGUAGCGAAGAACAAGUACAUGCAGUUCGUGGUGAACAAGCAGAUCGAGAUGGAAGAUGAAGUCAAGAAGGAGGAGUCGGACAGUGAUGACGACAAGCCACCCAUCAACAUCUCCAAUGAUGAACUGAAGAAGGAGAUCAAAAGUGAAUCUGAUAAUGAUUCCUCUGAAUCUGACGAUGAAAAGGAUUCAGAAGCAGAUGAUGACAGUGAUGUAAAAGAUGAUGAUUAUGAGCAGGAGGAGGAGGAGGAGGAGGAGGAGGCUGAAGAUGAUGAGCAUGCCGAUGAUGACGAGAUGGAUAAUCAGAGUGAAACUAGUACUAUAGCUGAAAGGAAACGAAUAAAACUGAACGACGCCGAGGACGGUCGCACGGUGUUCGUAACAAACAUUCCGUUCAGCGUCCACAACGACCAGCUCCGAGCGUUCGCCGAGAACACAGGACCCGUGCAGUACGCUCUAGUCUGCGUGGACAAGUUGACCGAGCAUUCUAAAGGGUCUGGCUUCGUCAAGUUCGAGAAAGAAGAGGACGCAAAAACUUUUCUCGCUCUCUCAGCAAACGACCUUCGCUUGGAGGGGCAAGUGCUGCAGCCCCGGCCGGCGCUCAAGAGGGAGAGCUUACAGAAGGCCUCCAAGCAGCCCAAGGACAACCGCAACCUUUAUUUGGUUAAAGAGGGAGUGAUCGUUGCGGGCACGAAGGCAGCAGUGGGCGUGUCCGCGUCCGACAUGUCCAAGCGACUCGCGCUGGAGCGCAGCAAGACGCAGAUGCUUAAGAACCUGAACAGAUUCGUAUCCCGCUACCGUCUAGUGGUGUCCAACCUGCCACCUGACAUGGACGACGGGCGCCUGCGCCGCGCGUGCGCGGCGGCGGCGGGCGCGCGCGCCGUCGUCACGGAGUGCCGCGUCAUGCGCGACCUGCGCGCGCCGGUGGGCGCCGACGGGAAGCAUCCCUCGAAGGGCUACGGGUUCGUGAUGUUCACGCGGCACGAGGACGCGCUCGCCUGCCUGCGCAAACUGAACAACAACCCCGACAUAUUCGACAGGAAUAACAGACCAAUAGUAUCAUUCUCAAUCGAGGACCGAACCGCCCUGAACGCCAGAAAGAAGAGGCUCGAGAAAUCCAUCGCCAACAACCCUCUAGCCAACAAGGAAGACCAAAACAAAAGGAAAAACAGGAAACGGAAACACCCGUCACAACCUGACGAGAGCUAUAUGAAGAAAGGAAGAUUCGAGAAAAAACCUGGCAAAAAUCUAGAUAGCCAAGAUCCCAAACAAAAUGGUUUUAACAAACGGGGGAAACAGAUAAAUCAAAAUGAACCGGGGAAGUUCGUUAGGAAACCAAGAGAUGAUGAAGAAAUAGAGUACUCAGGUUUAACAGCGAAAGAAGGCACACAGCAUAAAAUGAGGAGUUUCCAUAAACUAAAAACCCAAGCGGACAUCCAUAGACAACAGGUCAAGAUGGAGAAGAAGAAGGGAGGGAAGGCUUGGAAGUUAAAGAUGGCGGCGAAAGAGAGGGUCAAACAGCCGAAACAGAAGAUAAAUAAGAACCCGAAUAAGAAGAGGAGGCGGCCUAAUAGGAACGCUAAUAAUAUUAGAUGAACUGUGUUAAUAAAUUAUGUUAUGUAUUA
Molecule: messenger RNA, 2743 nt
Organism: Cydia pomonella (codling moth)
Lineage: Eukaryota; Metazoa; Arthropoda; Insecta; Lepidoptera; Tortricidae
Product: RNA-binding protein 28
Exons: 11
Coding region: 441-2714 (757 amino acids)
Molecular function (GO): RNA binding
Source: RefSeq, a predicted model, not a curated record